AUGCUCGGAGCCGCAGGCCUGCUGGCUAGCGCCAUGGUUCUCUGCGCCUACAGUGCCAAGAUAUCAGGCGUUGCAGACAGCGACGACGCUGACGUUCCUCCGGGUAAGACUAUGGAACUGGCGCAAUCGAAGCUCGUGGACACGCCCAAAUACAAGACGUGGAUAUCGCAAGGUGGAAUAUCGACACUCACAAUGCUCAAGCUCAACAACAAAGUUGUCCUCAUAACCGGCCUCGGCCAAACCACCGACUCAGGCUGGGGCAUUGGUGCCGCCAUCGCCGCCCUCCUCGCCAAACAAGGCGCAACCAUCUUCGGCGGAAACCGGUCUUUAGCAUCUGGCGAACGCACAAAAUCACGCAUUGAAGAUGUCGGAGGCCAGUGCCAUGUUCAGAAGACAGACGUCACAGAUUCCGCAUCCGUAAAGGCAUUGGUAGAUGCAUGCAUGCAGCGGCAUGGGCGAAUCGACAUCCUCAUCAACAACGUGGGCAAAUCCGAGCCGGGGUGUCCAGCAACCAUGUCCGAAAGCACGUGGGAUGCACAGGUCGAUUUGAAUCUGAAAAGCGUGUAUCUGACUAGCCACUAUGUGCUUCCAAUCAUGCAGAAGCAAGACACCGGCGGAUCAAUCGUGAAUGUGUCUAGUAUUGCCGGGAUGCGUUAUAUAGGAAAGCCCCAGAUAGCGUAUUCUGCUACAAAGGCGGCUAUUAUGCAGUUCACAAGAGCCACGGCGGUGAUGUAUGCGGCUAAAGGGGUGAGACUGAAUACUGUUGUUCCCGGUUUGAUUUACACACCGUAUACGAAAGAGAUGGCGAAGAGGUUUGCGCCUGGUGGGGAUGAGGAAGAGUAUAUGCGGAAGAGGGAUGGGCAAGUACCCAUGGGGAAGAUGGGGGAUGCUUGGGAUGUGGCAAACGCAGUGCUAUUUCUUGCGAGUGAUGAGGCAAAGUAUAUCACUGGACAAGAGUUGGUUGUAGAUGGCGGGAUUACUUCGUCUACGGGGAGAGUCUGA
Messenger RNA from Talaromyces atroroseus, 1002 nucleotides. RefSeq lists its product as hypothetical. NCBI's taxonomy places the organism in Eukaryota, Fungi, Ascomycota, Eurotiomycetes, Eurotiales, Trichocomaceae. The transcript has 2 exons. Gene Ontology annotation, molecular function: oxidoreductase activity, acting on the CH-OH group of donors, NAD or NADP as acceptor. The coding region runs from base 1 to 1002 and encodes 333 amino acids. The record is from RefSeq and is a predicted model, not a curated record.